AUGGGUAGUCGAGGUGGGUGGGGGAAGGAAAAAGAGUCUCCCCGAGAAGCUAUCCGUGAACUCCUUCCUGGUUCUCAUUUUGUUUACUUUCAAGGAAUAGACGUGGUUACGUGUACUUACGAAGAAGCAGAAAGCGACAGUCCAACUGGUGAAACAAACACAAACACAAACACAAACACAAACACAAACACACAGUUAGAAGUGUGGGUGACUCGAAGGGAAACAACCAUCGACAAGUUCUUCGUCCCCUUCGUCUUCUGCAUGGUGGCUACUUUCAACUUGGCCUUCGGCACAGAAAUAGCUCUGAAUGAUCUGAAGUUCAUUCUCAUGCAUCCUCUGCCUCUGGCCACCGCUGCCAUUUGUCAAUUCAUCAUACUACCCCCGCUGGGUCUGGGCGUGACGAAACUGAUGGGCUAUGAGCCAGACGUGGCGCUGGGCAUGUUGAUGGUGUCCUGUGCCCCGGGGGGAGGGGACAGCAACGCCUUCAGCUACUUGGUGGACGGAGAAGUUCCCCUCUCUAUCGCCAUGACUUUCUUCAGCACCCUACUUGCCAUUGGUACCAUGCCUCUAAAUCUGUUUGUCUACGGCAGACUCAUCUCAGACAAUCCAUCCUGGAAGCCACAAGACAUUCCCUACCUCAGACUGGCACUCACUCUCCUCAUUCUGGCUGUUCCGGUCUGCAUCGGAAUGGUCCUCCGGAGCUAUCUGCCUCGACAGACUAAGCGGGCUAUGAAGAUGGCGAAGCCUGUGAUAAUUGGACUCUUGUUCAUUUUCUUCUGCCUAGCUAUCAUUCGCAACCUGUUUGCGUUUGAAUUAGUCUCUGUUCGGGAUGUGGCCGGGUCCUGUCUGCUGCCUCUAGGGGGAAUCACCAUAGGCUCCCUGUUCGCCCUCAGUGCCCGACUCAGAUUCUCACAAGUGAAGACAAUCGCUCUAGAAGUCGGAAUGCAAAAUGCAGGCAUAGUUGUUGGUAUGGCCUUGCUCGCUUUCGACCAACCCCAAGCGGACCUCAACGGGAUUCUACCCAUUUUCAUGGCCCUUACCCAAAUGUUUGUAGUUCUACCAUUCCUAGUCACACACCUCGUGUUUCGCAAAUUUAACUGGUACUACCGGGAGAAUUGUGAAGAAAACAAAAGUGCCAUGAGAGCCGAACGGAGGAUAUUUGAUGCAGCAGUCAAUAAAAGAGACUCGAAUGAAUUGAAAGAUGCUGAUUGCCCUGAUAGUGGCCAGCAAAACCCAGCUUAUAAUGCUGACUUUACAAUAGCCACUAAAUGAAUAUUUAGAGCCACUUUUCGCUUCUGGCGCACUCUUGGAAUUUAAAAAGUGAUAUAACACGUACAGCUAUCGGUACAAUUGUUUUAUGGUGAUCCCUGAAAAAAA
Messenger RNA from Symsagittifera roscoffensis, 1377 nucleotides. Its product is annotated as P3 protein-like. Lineage: Eukaryota; Metazoa; Xenacoelomorpha; Acoela; Convolutidae. The record is from RefSeq and is a predicted model, not a curated record. Gene Ontology annotation, cellular component: membrane. Bases 1 to 1272 code for a protein of 423 amino acids. The transcript has 5 exons.